AAAUCAUCAAGGGCCCCUUGUGAGAUGACCGGUGAUCAGGUCCUUCUCUUUGGCAAGCCCCUGAAUUUUCUGUGCAGUGCUUGUGUGUUUCAACAUGCUCCUGUGCUCGUGGCCGCUUCACAUAUCUGUUUAGCACUGGCCAGAGGUACCCCCAAUUAACACUACCACUUUUAGCAUGACACGCCGACUUGUUCGAGCGGGCGUGCAGCUCGCAAUCUUCGCGUCCUUUGUCACUCUCCUCGUCGUGGUUUUGGACAACCGAUUCCGCGUCCUCCCUGCCUCCAUCCAUGGCCACCUUCCGUCCCAUUACAACGGCCUCGUCGUCACCGAUGUGACAGUUGUCACCUGUUCGUCCGUGAAUGUCUUUUCCAGCUGCAAACCCAACCCACAGACGGCAUGGUCGCAGGUGGAGAAGGAUCUUUACCUCCGCACCGGCUGGACCUCGAGCGCUUUCGUCCGCUUCGAGCGCAAGAAAGAGGAGGAGCUCCUCGCCAGCGACCAAGUGGUCAUUGACCUCAAGAUCAGCCGACUCGUUCCAGAGUACUCAGAUAAGCCUGAGGACGAAAAGGAGACGUGGGAACAAAGACCCGGAGGCAUCUGGCUUAAGCGGACCGCCAAGCGGCAUGCGAGUGACUCGCAGAAGGCGAUCACGGCCGUCGAUGUUCUAUUCGGCGCGGAUGCCGUGGACCCUCGUAUUGGCUGGGAAGUGAAGGAUACCCCGCUGCUACUGGAUAGCCGGACGGAGACCCUGGAGGCCCGGAUUAGCGUUCGGAGGGGCGAUCCCGCCAAGACGAAGAAGCCAGUGCCUCGCAUCAAUGAGAACGGGCGGUUCAAGAUCAUGCAGCUCGCAGAUUUGCAUCUGAGUACGGGCCUCGGAGCGUGCCGAGACCCCGUGCCGGCGGAGUCGAUUCCGGGCCAGAAGUGCGAAGCUGAUCCCCGGACACUGGAGUUUGUGGAGCGGCUCCUGGACGAAGAGCAGCCGGACAUGGUCGUCUUGAGCGGAGAUCAGGUCAAUGGCGAGACAGCCAAGGAUGCGCAGAGCGCACUCUUCAAGUCUGUGAAGUUGCUGGUCGAUCGCAAGAUCCCCUACGCGGCUAUUUUCGGCAACCAUGACGAUGAGGGGGACCUUUCCCGACUGGAAUUAAUGACGAUACUGGAGGACCUGCCAUACUCACUCUCGAGGGCAGGGCCGGAGGAAGUGGACGGCGUUGGAAAUUAUUAUGUGGAGGUCUUGGGCCGUGGAAGCACUCAGCACUCGGCUCUGACUCUGUACUUGCUGGAUAGCCACUCCUACUCCCCUGAUGAGCGUCAAUUCCGCGGCUACGAUUGGAUCAAACCCACCCAAAUCCACUGGUUUAAGAACACUGCUCAUAGCUUGCGGAACAAGCACCACGAAUACACUCACAUGCACAUGAACAUGGCUUUCAUCCACAUUCCUGUGCCUGAGUACCGCGACUCUCGCAACUACUACCGUGGAAACUGGUCCGAAGCUCCAACAGCUCCGGGCUUCAACUCGGGCUUCAAGGACGCUAUGGAAGAAGAGGGCAUUCUAUUUGUGAGCUGUGGACAUGACCACGUCAACGACUACUGCAUGCUGAACCGUGAUCACGAAGAGAAGCCAUCCCUUUGGAUGUGCUAUGGAGGUGGAGUCGGGUUUGGCGGUUACGGAGGCUAUGGGGGCUACGUGCGACGGGUGCGGUUCUAUGACUUCGACAUGAACCCCGGUCGCGUUAUGACCUACAAGCGGCUUGAGCAUGGCGAGACCGAAGGCCGCAUCGACGAGAUGAUGAUCAUUGAUGGAGGUACGGUCAAGGGACCGGAUCCAGAACUUUAAGUCCAUUAAGAGGCUUCUUUUCUCUUCUUCUUUCAUUUCGCUUUUCAUUGACACAGGGCUCCAUUUAGCUCCACGGCUCGGCUUUUAUCUUCGAUCACAAACCGGAGUAAACUUUGACUUGUUUCUUUGUACUAUACCUAUACCUCUGUGUGAGCUCGGAACCGGCAGUUGCAGGCAUUGGCAGAAAGGAAGGGGGGUGUUGUUUUGCAGGGUUACCCUCCCAAAAGAUUGAUUUGCUAUUUUGAAUGCACCAUCGUUGUUAUCGGAUUUUUUUUUCUUUACUGAACUACAGCAGUUUUUUCUUUACUUUCUCGCAUACCAAUUUUACACCAU
Aspergillus brunneoviolaceus CBS 621.78 is the source of this 2167-nucleotide messenger RNA. RefSeq names its product metallophosphoesterase family protein. Gene Ontology annotation, molecular function: phosphoprotein phosphatase activity. Gene Ontology annotation, cellular component: cytoplasm. The transcript is spliced from 3 exons. The record is from RefSeq and is a predicted model, not a curated record. Bases 176 to 1834 code for a protein of 552 amino acids. Lineage: Eukaryota; Fungi; Ascomycota; Eurotiomycetes; Eurotiales; Aspergillaceae.